Molecule: messenger RNA, 1099 nt
Organism: Gymnogyps californianus (California condor)
Lineage: Eukaryota; Metazoa; Chordata; Aves; Accipitriformes; Cathartidae
Gene: RBFOX3
Product: RNA binding fox-1 homolog 3
Exons: 11
Coding region: 31-1092 (353 amino acids)
Biological process (GO): nervous system development; regulation of alternative mRNA splicing, via spliceosome
Cellular component (GO): cytoplasm; nucleus
Molecular function (GO): mRNA binding
Source: RefSeq, a predicted model, not a curated record
AACCAGGACGCCACGGCUCCGCCGGACGCGAUGGCUCAGCCCUACCCCCCGGCCCAGUACCCCCCGCCCCCCCAGAACGGGAUCCCUGCAGAGUAUGCGCCGCCGCACCCCCACCCCACGCAGGACUACUCGGGGCAAAGCACAGUACCGGAGCACGCCAUGACCCUCUACACACCAGCACAGAGCCACGCCGAGCAGCCGGGCACCGACGCCAGCACACAGUCCAUAGCAGGGACGCAGACGCAGACAGAUGAGGCGGCACAGACAGACAGCCAGCAGCUACACUCCUCAGACAACACAGACAAGCAGCAGCCCAAGAGGUUACACGUCUCCAACAUCCCCUUCCGAUUCCGGGACCCUGACCUGCGGCAAAUGUUUGGGCAAUUCGGGAAGAUCCUGGAUGUGGAGAUCAUUUUCAAUGAGCGGGGCUCCAAGGGUUUUGGGUUUGUAACUUUUGAAACUAGCACAGAUGCCGACCGGGCACGGGAGAAGCUGAAUGGCACCAUCGUAGAGGGCCGGAAGAUUGAGGUGAACAACGCCACAGCCCGGGUCAUGACGAACAAGAAGGCUGCCAACCCCUACACCAACGGCUGGAAGCUGAACCCAGUGGUGGGAGCAGUCUACGGCCCCGAGUUCUACGCAGGUAACGUCAGGUUGGGGUCGGCCCCGCCGCGGGUCCCCCUGAACAUUGGCUCCGCACCGUCCCACGUUUGUCCCCUCCCUCCUGCAGUAACGGGGUUCCCGUACCCUGCCACGGGGACGGCCGUGGCCUACCGAGGGGCACACUUACGGGGACGAGGACGCGCCGUCUACAACACCUUCCGGGCUGCCCCGCCACCGCCACCCAUCCCCACCUACGGCGCGGUCGUCUACCAGGACGGGUUCUACGGAGCGGAGAUCUUGCAGGGGGGCUACGCCGCCUACAGAUACGCCCAGCCUGCGGCAGCAGCGGCAGCGUACAGCGACAGUUACGGCAGAGUGUAUGCAACGGCAGACCCGUACCACCACACCAUCGGCCCCGCCGCCACGUACAGCAUCGGCACCAUGGCUAGUCUAUACCGAGGAGGGUACAGCCGCUUCACUCCCUACUAGCAAGACA